Molecule: messenger RNA, 936 nt
Organism: Cryptomeria japonica (Japanese cedar)
Lineage: Eukaryota; Viridiplantae; Streptophyta; Pinopsida; Cupressales; Cupressaceae
Product: protein DMR6-LIKE OXYGENASE 1
Exons: 4
Coding region: 1-936 (311 amino acids)
Source: RefSeq, a predicted model, not a curated record
AUGACAUCCUCAGCCCAUGUUAAUUUCAAUGCUGUGGAGAAACUCAUGUCCAAUGGACACAAUCAUCUUCAUGCUCAGAAUAAGAUUGUCCUUCCUCCUGGUGAACGACCCGACAUGUCCAAGGUCUGUCAUUCAUAUAAAUUUCCAGUCAUAGACCUCAAAGAUUUGGAUGGGCCUCAGAGAAUAAAUGUAGUUAAUGACAUUAGGCGGGCUUGCGACGAGGAUGGCUUCUUCCAGAUCAUUAACCAUGGAGUGCCAGAAACCGUGAUGAAAAGCAUGAUGGACAUUGCCAGAGAAUUUUUUGAAAUGCCUGUGGAAGAAAGGGUUUGCCUCUAUUCAGAGGACCCAAGGCAGGCGAGAGGUUGCAGGGAAGUAUUGCAAGGCGAUAAGAAUACUAGUUUAAAGCUUCUGGCUGCAAUUUCUAAAGCUCUUGGACAAGAUUCUGAUUAUUUGAAUGAAAUCUUUGGAAAGCCUAGCCAGGUACUCCGGAUAAAUUACUAUCCUGCAUGCCCAAAUCCAGAUGUUACCUUUGGCAUGGUACCUCAUUCAGAUCCAGGUGGCAUUACUGUUUUGAUGCAAGGAGAUGUGAGUGGCCUGCAAGUGCUAAAAGAUGGGAAAUGGUUUGCAGUAAAACCAACACCCAAUGCCUUUGUGGCCGAUGUGGCCGAUCAGAUUGAGGUUGUAAGCAAUGGAAGAUUCAAAAGCGCCGAGCACGGGGCUGUAACCAAUACAACCACUGCACAUAUAUCUAUUCCCACCUUCUAUGGGCCUUCGUCUGAUACCUUCGUCGCUCCUGCAGCAUCCAUGGUGGAUGAGGAGCGUCCGGCUUUAUACAGAAGCUAUAAAUUUGAAGAAUACAUGGCAGCAUUCUGGAGCCAAUGUGGUUUGAAGGGCAAGAGAAUUUUGGAUCGCUUCAAGAUCGAAAUCAGUCCAUGA